Neoarius graeffei (lesser salmon catfish) is the source of this 2727-nucleotide messenger RNA. RefSeq names its product casein kinase 2, alpha prime polypeptide a (gene csnk2a2a). Lineage: Eukaryota; Metazoa; Chordata; Actinopteri; Siluriformes; Ariidae. Gene Ontology annotation, biological process: protein phosphorylation; regulation of chromosome separation. Gene Ontology annotation, cellular component: cytosol; nucleus; protein kinase CK2 complex. Gene Ontology annotation, molecular function: protein serine/threonine kinase activity; ATP binding. Bases 1136 to 2191 code for a protein of 351 amino acids. The record is from RefSeq and is a predicted model, not a curated record. The transcript is spliced from 12 exons.
AGUUUCGGUUAAAUACUAAAUGACUCACCAUUUCCUAGACAAGUGCACUAAAUAUGGUGAGAAAUCUGGACUUCUAUACCCUACGCAGUGCACUCUAUAUCCAGUAGGAAGUCGUUUGGGAUUCGGUAUUUGAUUUUGCGGUUUGAAACAGAAGGGGUGUGAGUGAGUGAGUUAGCUUAGCAGUAUAUAGGGAUCACUUCACCCCCUCAGCGAAACAUUUGGGAAAAAUCUCGAGUUUGUUGUUAUAAAUAUUAAUAUUUACACUGUAUUAAUAAUAGUGUGUUUAAUGGAUAGCUGGCAACUGGAGUCUAAAAAAAAUUGGACAUUUUUGGAUAAAACCGGUUUGAACCGACGUUAGAAGAGUCGCGAGACGUUGCUAACGAAUCGAGCUUAGCUUGUUAGCUAGCUAGCUAGCUAGUUAUCGGUGUUAGCUUAGCUUGUACCAUAUUUCAUGAUUAUAAUUAUGUGAAUUAAAUCUAUAUACAUCUAUUUACACGUUGUUUAAAGAAAUAUAUCAGUCCAACAUGUCUGGAUAGUAAUUUUUUUUUUGUAUUAAUUAAUUCGUCUUAGCUAGUAGUAGUAGUAGGAAUAGCUAAGUGGUAGGUAGCCUUAAGGUUAAUUUUCCACAAAUGUAAUUAAUUUAAAGUUGAUUCAGCGUCAUAGCUCGGUAAAAUAAGCUAUAAGAAUUUGUAAUGGUUUACAAGCAAGAGUAGAUAGUAGAUAAUUAGUGUACAUGCGCAGUAAGCUAUGUCCUAAGCUGACUAACAGGCUUCACAGGUGACAUGUUGAUGCAUAUGCAUGUCGCUUAGCGAUCCAGUGUAUUCAUCACGCCUCAUUAAAUCAGUUCAGCGAUGCGAUCUUGGCGAAAUUCCUGCUAACCAGCGUUAUUAAGCUGGCGCUGUGUCAGAAAGCGUGCAGGCUGCUUUCCGGCACACUCGGACACUCCUUAUCAGGCUUGAACAGGAGGUCAUGGUCCCCGCUGCAUUGCGGCCCUGUUUCACCGGAGAGACCAGUCGCGCAUUGCUACAGUGAACCAGUGAUCCAUUCCCAGGGCUGCGAAAAGACAAGGCCAGUUUUGUGGUGUCGUGUUGGGAGUGCUGUGGUCGGUGGGGAAAAAGCAGACCCAUCAUCGCCCAUGCCCGCCAUGCCUGGUCCGGCGGCCAGCAAAGCGCGGGUGUACGCUGAUGUGAACACUCUGAAGAGCAAGGAUUACUGGGACUAUGAAGCACAUGUGCCUAGCUGGAGCAACCAAGAUGAUUACCAGUUGGUCCGGAAGCUUGGAAGAGGCAAAUAUAGCGAAGUGUUUGAAGCCAUCAACAUCAACAGCAAUGACAGAGUGGUGGUGAAAAUACUCAAGCCUGUCAAGAAGAAGAAGAUCAAACGCGAGAUCAAAAUCCUGGAAAACUUAAGAGGAGGAACCAACAUAAUUCGCCUUGUGGAUACAGUCAAGGAUCCUGUGUCCAGAACACCAGCUCUUGUCUUUGAGUGCAUCAAUAACACAGAUUUCAAGGAUCUCUACCAGAGAUUAACAGAUUUUGAUAUUCGUUUCUACUUGUAUGAACUUCUAAAGGCUCUGGAUUACUCUCACAGCCUGGGAAUCAUGCAUCGGGAUGUAAAGCCACAUAACGUGAUGAUAGAUCAUCAAAUGAGAAAGUUGCGCCUGAUAGAUUGGGGUCUUGCUGAGUUCUAUCAUCCUGCACAAGAAUAUAAUGUAAGGGUGGCCUCGAGAUCAUACAAGGGGCCAGAGCUGCUGGUUGAUUAUCAGAUGUAUGAUUACAGUUUAGACAUGUGGAGCCUGGGCUGCAUGCUGGCCAGUAUGAUUUUUCAGAAAGAGCCCUUUUUCCAUGGCCAGGACAAUUAUGACCAGCUUGUUCGUAUCGCUAAAGUUCUUGGGACCGAAGAACUUUACAGCUACCUUAAUAAGUAUCACAUUGAACUGGACACACGUUUCAAAGACCUGCUCGGACAGCAAACGCGAAAACGCUGGGAGCACUUUGUUCAGCCAGAGAAUCAGCACUUGGUGAGCCCUGAAGCUCUGGAUUUGCUGGAUAAGCUGCUGCGUUAUGACCAUCAACAGAGACUGACUGCCCAGGAGGCCAUGGAACACCCCUACUUCUAUCCUGUGCUGAAGGGACAGUCUCUCUCAAACUCAGAUGGCACUCUGGCAAUAAGCAGUUCAACUGCAACAUGAUGAGCUAAAAGUAAAAGGAAAACCUUUUUACCUCAGUGUUUGGCAGAGACCCUGCGUUUCAGGUGUAAAGCUUCACUCUACUGAAGCAAGAAGUAAUUUAGUAUCACAAGACAUGUACAGAAAACUGAAACACGCCGGGCUGGCCGAAUCCCUCUCCUUUAUUCACUUUGUAUUAGUGCUGCUUGCCACAGUUACUUAGAUACCAAAAAAAAAAUGGUAUUCUGUAUGUCCCCUUCUUUCCUCUUUUAAGUUAAACAUCUCUCUUAAAAAAACAAAACAAAAAAAAAGAAUUAUAAGUGAUUAUAUAUUGUGGUUGGGAAAGAAUGCCUGCUCUUUCCCUGUGACUCUCAGGCUCUACAUGACUGCUGUGGGCUCAGGAUCCAGGCUGCAUUAUAUGCUGGAAAUGGUCAGUUAAUUUGCCCUGCUGAGAUGAGUGCAAAUUCUAAAUUAUAGUAUUAUUAUUAUUCUUGGGUAUGGAGGCUUUUCUGCGAUCUGUUGAAAAUAUGAUAUAUUAAAUAAGAGAUACUUUUUAACCA